AUGGAUUACUUAAGACCCGCUCAGAAGGGAAGAAGACGUGGUCUUUCCAUUAACAGUCUUUCAGAGACUCAGCAAUCUGCUAUGAAUAGUUCCUUAGACCAUCUUCAAAAUGAUUUGAAUAGGAUAGACCUCCAAUGGAAUAGAAUACUUUCAGACAAUACAAAUCCCUUAGAACUAGCACUCGCAUUUCUGGACGAUACUUCCGUGGGCCUAGGCCACAGAUACGAAGAAUUUAACCAAUUGAAGUCACAAAUUAGUAGUCAUUUACAAGACGUCGUCAAUGAGCACAGUCAAGUCUUCAACACCAAUGUGGCCUCUUAUGGAAAGGUCGUCGAUUCCAUCAUGCAAGCCCAGGAGCAGACCUUAAAUCUGAAAAAGUGCUUAAAGGAGGCUGAUGGGAAGAUCACCAUGGAUAAAGGCUCUUUACAGGAAUUGAAUGACAACAACUUGAAGUAUACCAGAAUGGUUGAUGUCUUGGUCAAUAUCGAGGAACUACUGCAAAUUCCCGAAAAAAUCGAAGAAAACAUCAGAAAAGAAAAUUUCCAUCAAGUACAAGUUCUUUUGGAAAGAGGGUUUAUAUUAAUGAACAAUAAAUCAUUGAAAACAGUGGAAAUUUUAAAACCUAUAAACCAACAACUUGAAUUGCAAGAGCACAUACUUUUCAAUAACUUGAUUGAAGAGAUUCACGAUAUCAUGUACUCCAAAUCUAACAAGACGAAUUUUACUAAAGUGACUAAUAAUGAUAUUUUCAAGAUCAUAAGCAUCUCUCACAACGGCUUUACUAGCUUGGAGAAUUACCUUUAUAACAUAGUCAACAUCGAUAUUAUGGAGCAUGCCAAGACAAUAAACAAAAAUCUCGAACAAUUUAUCCAUGACCAGUCGUUGAAUAAAGGAGAGAUCAUGUUACAAGAGAAAAUUGCCACUCAACCAUCACUGGCUUUAUCUGGGAACCAAGAAAAUGAGGGAUUCAACAGAAUUGGGUUUUUAUUAACAACCAUAAAUAAUAUCAAUAAGUUACCAGUUGCAUUCACCAUCAUCACAGAAAGAGCAAAAGAAGAAAUCCAUAAUAUUAUUGUAAAGAGUACAGAAUCUAUACGUUCAAAGCAUCCUUCUUUACUUAAGAUGGCGAGCAGUUUGAAAAACGACAAUCAGUUCGGCCUACCCGUACAGGAUAUUCUUUCCAUCAUUUUGAGGGAAUGUUUUUGGGAGAUAUUUUUGAAGUUACUCUAUGCCAUUCAAUCUCACCGCGUUAUUUUUGAAAUGUCAAACAUUUUGCAGCCAACCUCUUCAGCCAAACCGGCUUACAAGUUUAAUAAAAUUUGGAGAAAACUGUUGGACGAAAUAGAAUUACUGCUUGCUAGGUAUAUCAACAACCCUGAAUUGCUAACAAACGACAAUGGUAGCAGUAAAACAAUCAAUGAUGCAACUAAUAAAGCACCUAACUUACCCAGGAGGAAAAAUCCCAAAAUUUUUUCACUGGAGCAUAACAUUGAGGAUAAUUCAUCUUUGAAAGAUCAGGCUUUUGAACUGAAGGCUCUACUAAAGGAUAUUUUUCCCGGAUUUUCGGUUUCUUCGAACAUGGAUUUAGAUUCUAUCUACGUCAAGGAUGAAUCCUUUGAGCAAGACGAGCCUCUAGUUCCCCCUUCUAUUUUUAAUAUGAAAGUGAUUUUGGAUCCCUUCUUACUAUUUACACAAUCAACGUCUACCAUCGUGCCAAGCGUUUUAACUGAAAACACAAUUUCCUCUUUGACAUUUUUCGACGAUUAUGUGAAUAAAAGCUUCCUGCCAAGGAUUCAGAUGACUAUGAAUUAUCUAUUCACCAUUGAAGUAGAAUCCAACAACCCGUAUGCGUUAGAACUAUCCGAUGAAAACCAUAACAUUUUCAAAACAGCAUUAGAUUUUCAAAAACUAUUCUACAACCUGUUGAACGUUUUCAACACAGCAAACACAUUCAGAGCAAAAAUUUCACACUGCAUUAUGGACCUUCUAAAUCAUUUUUACACUUACUAUUUAGGGCAAUUUAAUACCUUAAUUGGUACUUCCGAUAGGCACUUGAGUAGGAAAAUUAUCACUGUAUGGUUACAAAACGGUACUUUGAUGGAUCAGGAACGAAAGAUUCUAAAUGGAGAUGAAUCGCUUUUCAACGAAGAAUCCAGAGAGUUGUUUAAAGAUAUACCCCAUCUCUAUGAAGCUGGUAAAGGUCUGAGUAAGUCCGAUUUAUUCAAUAACUUGACCUUGGAUACAAUUUUACAGUUUUCAGCAAGCGUGAUAUGGAUCUUGAAUUGGUUACCGGAUCUAAAAAAAGCUAUUAAUGUUGAGGAAAUGAACCAAGAGCCUAUAUUGGAUGCUGAUAGAUUGAGAGGCGACUGGUCAUUCUCUGAAUCAAUGAAUCUGAAUCUUUCAAAUCCAAAUUCCAACCAAAACUCAUUAGGAAAUUUGAAGAUUUUACUGGAUGACAAGGCUUCCAAAAAAUUUGAUGAAACAGUUGACGGAUUCAAAACAUUGAAGUUCAAACUAAUGGCUAUACUAAGAUUUAAUAUUAGGGCCUUGUGUAUAUAUGAUAUUGGCUCUUUUUUUCAAAACACUAAGAUUUGGAAUAUGGAUGUAGGUAGCAUUGAAUUAGAUCAGAAUAUUGCUUCGCUAAUUUCAGAAUUAAGGAGAACUGAAAAUAAAUUGAAGCAACAGUUAUCAGACAACGAGAAAAACAAUGUAUUCAUUGGUCUUGAUAUAGUAAACAAUUACGCUUUGAUCAAAGGUGCAAAAUCCAUAAAAGUACUGAAUAAUAACGGGAUCAAAAAAAUGUUAAGAAAUGUAAAUGUUUUACAACAUGCUUAUAGAAAUCUUUCCUCCGAGCCGUCAAAGAUCAACAUGAACGUCACAAUGAACUUCUAUUCAUUAUGUGGGUCCAGUGAAACUGAACUAUUCAAAUAUAUAGAAGACAAUGAGUUACAACAUUGUUCUGUCGAUGAUAUGAAAACUAUAUUGAGAUUGCAGUUUAGUGAAGAAAUGCAACGUCAAUUAAAGAGACAAAGCACUAAAUCAACUAAAGGUUCCACGAAACCUUCCAAUAAGAGGUAUACAGAAGCUUUAGAGAAACUAAAUAAGCUAGAAAAAGAGCAGUCGAAAGCAGGACCCCACCCGAAAGCUGCGCCACUUAGAAGCAGCUUUAAAAUUGCUGGCGGUGCAAAUGAUAACGACAAGCUGUAA
Messenger RNA from Saccharomyces kudriavzevii IFO 1802, 3207 nucleotides. It is a transcript of the gene SEC8, whose product is annotated as exocyst subunit SEC8. Bases 1 to 3207 code for a protein of 1068 amino acids. Gene Ontology annotation, biological process: exocytosis; Golgi to plasma membrane transport. NCBI's taxonomy places the organism in Eukaryota, Fungi, Ascomycota, Saccharomycetes, Saccharomycetales, Saccharomycetaceae. The transcript has a single exon. Gene Ontology annotation, cellular component: exocyst. The record is from RefSeq and is a predicted model, not a curated record.